Gavia stellata (red-throated loon) is the source of this 732-nucleotide messenger RNA. RefSeq names its product basic proline-rich protein-like. Lineage: Eukaryota; Metazoa; Chordata; Aves; Gaviiformes; Gaviidae. The record is from RefSeq and is a predicted model, not a curated record. The transcript has a single exon. Bases 1 to 732 code for a protein of 243 amino acids.
AUGCCGCCUGGCGGGGUGGGGAAGAGCCGGGGCGCGGGCCGCCGGCCCGGCCCCCCGCCGCCCCCUCCCGGGACGCCCCCUCCCGGGACGCCCCCCCGAGCGUCGCUCCCGGAGUCGCCUCAAGCCGCCGCGCUGCUGAGCGCAUCCGUUGGAAAACAUUGGGAUUCUCCCAUGGUGCCCCGCGAGCGGCCGUGUGACGUCACGGCGGGGGGGGCGGGCGCUGCACCUGCACUGCACAAAGGCGGGGGCCGCCGCAGGUGCGCGCGGCUUCGGGGUUCCGCCCUUACCGGGAGCACGUGGCCGGGGGGCGUGGGGAGGGGCCGCCCCGCCCCGCCCCGCCCCGCCCUCGGGAUGCGGGGCGAGGGCGCCGCCGGUCCCCCUCCGCCCGCCGCUCGGGCCGCUUCACCCUCUGGGAGGAAGCGGCGCGACCCCCCAGCACGGGGCCGGCCGCCGCCGCGGGGCUCGGUGUCCGCCGCCUGUCCCCGCCUGGGGCUGCAGGAGGGUGUCCGGGGAGGACGGGUCCCCUCGCAUCAGCAGGCGCCGGUUCCUCCCCGGCGGGGGCCGCGGCUGUCCGCUCCGCGCCCCGCUGGGGCAGCCGCGCAGCUCGGUGGGAGCUUCGGCGGGGCCGCGCUGGGGUGCGGCGGGCCGCGCCCUGCGUCGCCCCUUGGGCUGGGGGUGGUCUCGUGGCAAAGGGGGUGUCUCACGGGGACCCGGGGGAAGAGGGUGUUUUGA